Molecule: messenger RNA, 1173 nt
Organism: Clonostachys solani
Lineage: Eukaryota; Fungi; Ascomycota; Sordariomycetes; Hypocreales; Bionectriaceae
Source: the annotation of a GenBank genome assembly
AUGCCCGUCACCAUCCGGCCACAGCCCGAAACGGUCGGAGCAAACACAGACCGUGUCGUCAGCUCCUCCCAAGAGCUGCUCGCCAUCACCUCAAGGGCCUGGACGCUCGAGUCCUCAGUCCCCAGUCCCGGCCUGCAAACAAACAAGCGACCAGGCCCAGAGGACCGGCCCGUGUUGCGGACGUCAUUCGAGGACAUCCGUCUCGACCCGUUCGGAAAUGGCGCGAGCGCCCAGGGCCUCGUCCCCUACGGAAACGGCUUCGUCGAGGGCGUUAUCCGGGCCUUUGAGCAGGACCUGCACCUCGUACUGCGCCCCGACGACGUGUGGCUCGCUAUUCUCGUUCAGUUCAGCUUCUACGUCAAUGGAAAUGCCGAGGAGCUGCGGGACAUAUUUGUGAGCCACGAGGGGAAGAAAACGCUGGCGAUUAACUUGAUGCCAGCGUCCCUUGAGAACAUCAAUUUUGAGGUCAUGUCCGAUAACACCACGACCGCAAAUGACCGGACGGUGUCGGCGUUGGUUCUCAUGGCGACCAUGAAAUCAUACUUCGAGUACGUGGUCAUGUUUGGGUGCGGCUUCCCUUCGGUGACGCUGGAGGGGGAGAGGGAGGAUUGGGAGGAGCUGGCGGCAAGGAUCCAAAGGUUCUCCAAGUAUGGGAGCGAGCCUGCAGAGUGGUGCAUAUAUCUAUCGAAAGUCGCGGAGAAGAUGGUUGCAAGCUUCGACAGGCCGGAUGAUCAGGACAUCAAGGACUUUUGGAUGCAGGCGUGUCACUCUGCGGGCGCGAGUGGCUCUGGAGGGGUGACGACACUGUCGGGAUGGCUGACCGCGUUCUGCUUCUGGAGCGAAGAGGGCAGACCGAUCCAUGCCUACUCUGACCAGGAUUUGGUGAACAUUCCGAUGGGGCAGGGCGUGGAUCGCAAAAGACUCGUUCUGGAUGGCGUUUCGUUUCCUGUAAUCUCCCGCGGCUCAAUACCUAACGCUGUGUCGGAUGUACCCAUCAAGUUGGAGGAUAUGGGAUCAGGGAAGACGUAUCAUACGACAGUUGUUGCAGGAUUAGUGGCGAUGCAAAGGGUGCAAGGGGAAAGUGAAUCCCAAAUCACCAGAGUCCAGCCAAGAUCCGGCUGGUGGAUGCUGCUGGAUAGCAUGGAGUAUUAUAUGGACGAUGACAUUUGCUAG